Messenger RNA from Dunckerocampus dactyliophorus (ringed pipefish), 1616 nucleotides. It is a transcript of the gene lsm4, whose product is annotated as LSM4 homolog, U6 small nuclear RNA and mRNA degradation associated. The transcript is spliced from 5 exons. Lineage: Eukaryota; Metazoa; Chordata; Actinopteri; Syngnathiformes; Syngnathidae. Gene Ontology annotation, molecular function: U6 snRNA binding. The record is from RefSeq and is a predicted model, not a curated record. Gene Ontology annotation, cellular component: spliceosomal tri-snRNP complex; P-body; U6 snRNP. Gene Ontology annotation, biological process: mRNA splicing, via spliceosome; P-body assembly; spliceosomal snRNP assembly. Bases 115 to 543 code for a protein of 142 amino acids.
CAGCGAACAACAUAGCCACAAUUAAUCUGAGCAUUAUAUGAAGAAGAAGUAGAGUACCGAAAGCAGUAGUUCGUGGCUAAAUAGGCUUGACAAUUUAAAAUCCUCUCUAUCAAAAUGCUUCCUUUGUCUCUGCUGAAGACUGCCCAGAACCAUCCAAUGCUGGUGGAGCUGAAGAAUGGAGAGACGUAUAACGGUCACCUGGUCAGCUGUGACAACUGGAUGAACAUCAACUUGAGAGAAGUCAUUUGUACCUCUCGGGAUGGUGACAAGUUCUGGAGGAUGCCCGAGUGCUACAUCCGAGGAAGCACCAUCAAGUAUCUGCGAAUCCCAGACGAGAUCAUCGACAUGGUGAAGGAGGAGGUGGUGUCGAAGGGGCGAGGAAGGGGAGGCGCCCAGCAGAACAAACAGCAGGGCAAAGGAAGAGGAGGAGCAGGCCGAGGUGUGUUUGGGGGUCGAGGUCGAGGAAUGAGUGGUGCUGGACGAGGUCAGCAGCAGCAGGAUAAGAAACCGGGAAAACCACAGGGGAUGAAGAACCAGCACUAACACGUUGGGCUGUAAAAAAAAAACACACACACACACACACACAACUUCCUCAGCACUCAAGUACACGACUAACACUCAAAUGGUCAAGAUGUUCUGUCCUGUUUUUAGCUUAGAUGGUAUUUGCAUUUUUUAUUAUUACAGUAACCUUAUCCAAGUAUGUCAAAUUCAGUUGGUAGGCUGUUUAUUAUUCAAAUAUAUUGCAAAAAGGUUUUGUGUCUCGAUACACAUGAAUGAGAUGUUCUGUCAUGUGGUACACUGGAAUAAGGUUUUUAGUUUCUGUUUGCUGACCGUUCCUAGCUUGUCUCUUUGAGUGUAGUUUUCAAGGCACAGAGCUGCCUGUGCCCAACUUUGAAGUUUCUUUCAUCCCGCCCCAACUCAGCCCUUUAUUGUUCUAUUUUUUGACAUUUUGUUUGCAGCCCCUUUAGUGGAGGUGGAGCAGCAGUCUUUUUUUUUCAGUAACACUUUUUUUCAGGCAUGUGUGACAGUAGGAAAGAAAAGAAAAAAGAUAGGCCUCGUAAGGGUGCAAGGCCAACGUGUGUUAUGAUGGUUUGGUUCUUUCUUUUUUUUAUGAUGAGAGAUGCUGUAAUUUAUGUACAUGAGCACACGGGAAUAAAGGAGCUUUUUGUUUAAAAGUGCUGCGUUUGUCUUUAAAGCAAGAUGUCAAAGAAAAUGUAAAACGGCAGCCAAUCGCCGGGCACAUAUAGACAACCAACCAUUCACACUCACAUUCAUACCUAUGGACAAUUUAGAGUCGUCAGUUAACCUAACAUUGAAUUAUGUGUUCUUCUAUUCUAACCUACGCGCAUAAUGAACAAUUUAAUAUUGUAUCAUAUUUUAUAUUUAUUUUUAUCUGUACUUUAAUAUCUUCUUUUUCCUUUAACAUUGCAUAAGUGAUAUACCAGGAGUGUCCCAAGUGCAGCCCAGGGGCGAUUAGCAAUUUUUCAAAUAAAAUUUAGCAGGAAAAAUAGAGCAAAAAGGCACAAAUGUAAAGAGAAAAAGCUGAACUGUUCAUCAUAAUAACUAGAAAUAAAAAAUAUAGAUAUAUGAGGGGUUUUUUGUCUUUAAAAAAAUAU